AUGGAUACAGCAGCAGGGGACCAACUGCUGUUGAUGCUUAUUCGUUUUCUCAAAGGUGUCAGUUCACAGCCAACAUUGACUCAGCCGGCCACUGUGUCUGUGUCCCCGGGACAAACAGCUACAAUAACCUGCGCCAUCAGCAGUAACCCAACCAACACAGGCUGGUAUCAACAGAAACCUGGACAAGGCCCUCGCUAUGUCCAACGUGAUGGUGGCAGCAGGGGAGAAGGCAUCCCGGAUCGAUUCACUGCUUCCCGCUCUGGGAACAUCACCGGUAGUCAGGCAGAAGAUGAGGCUGAUUAUUACUGUGCUAUGUGGUCCAUCAGAGCUAUCACAUUCCACAGUGGUGUCAGUUCACAGGUAAGGUUGACUCAGCCAGCCUCCCAGUCUGUCUCACUGGGACAGACGGCUAAACUCUCCUGCACCAUCAGCAAUGAUCCAUACUACAUUGGUUGGUAUCAACAGAAACCUGGACAGGACCUUCGCUAUGUCCAACGUGAUGGUACCAGCAGGGGAGAAGGGAUCCCAGACCGAUACACCGCUACCCGCUCUGAGGACGUAGCCUAUUUAACCAUCACUGGCAUUCAGGCUGAAGAUGAGGCCAAUUAUUACUGUGCUAUGUGGGACAAGGGAAGAGCCAUCCAUGCCGCCAACGCCGCCAACGCCACCAACGACGAGGAGGAGAGCUCUCCGCAGCAGACUGCUGGGGAAAGACAAAUCUUGCCGGGGCUCUGA
Elgaria multicarinata webbii is the source of this 735-nucleotide messenger RNA. RefSeq names its product immunoglobulin lambda-1 light chain-like. Gene Ontology annotation, biological process: immunoglobulin production; immune response. The record is from RefSeq and is a predicted model, not a curated record. NCBI's taxonomy places the organism in Eukaryota, Metazoa, Chordata, Lepidosauria, Squamata, Anguidae. The transcript is spliced from 4 exons. The coding region runs from base 1 to 735 and encodes 244 amino acids.